AUGACGUACUGCUACAAACAGCGAGAACCCACUUUUGAUCCAUCGAAGUCCACCACAUAUUCAAACAUCAGCUGUAACUCGGCAUCGUGUUCCCAACUCAGUUCCGCCACCGGCAACUCGCCGGGGUGCUCCACCUCCACCUGCAUUUACGGCAUACAGUACGGAGAUUCGUCUUUCUCCGUCGGGUACUUCGGGCAAGAGAAACUCACCUUAACGUCCACCGACGUAUUUGAUAACUUCCAGUUCGGUUGUGGCCAAAACAACCGCGGACUCUUCGGAGGCACCGCCGGUUUGCUCGGGCUAGGCCGUGACCAACUAUCCAUUGUCUCACAAACUGCUAAAACGUAUGGAAAAUACUUCUCAUACUGUCUUCCAUCGAAGACGAGCUCUACCGGACACUUAACAUUCGGGAAAAAUGGAGUUCCGAGCACCGUGAAAUUCACACCACUGUCAGUAAACUCACAAGGCCCAUCAUUUUACUUUAUCGAUAUUACAGGAAUCAGUGUUGGAGGGCGUCAACUAUCCAUCAGUUCGUCGGUGUUCAAGACCGCCGGCACCAUUAUAGACUCUGGAACAGUCAUAACUCGGCUACCUCCAGCGGCUUACAAAGCUUUGAGAACAACUUUCAGGCAACAGAUGACAAAGUACCCAAUGGCACAACCCGUUUCGAUACUCGAUACUUGCUAUGAUUUAAGCAACUACUCCACAGUUACGAUACCAAAGAUAAGCUUCUUCUUUAGUGGCAAUCUGAAGACUGACAUCGACUUGUCGGGGACACUUUAUGUGGUGAGUGCGUCGCAGAUCUGCUUGCCUUUCGCCGGAAACAGUGACGCCGCCGAUGUGGGUAUUUUCGGGAAUGUUCAGCAGAAGACGUUGGACGUGGUUUACGAUGUCGCUGGAGGGAAGCUAGGGUUUGGUCCUGGUCCCAAGAAGAAGUCAUCACUUAAAGUUGUUCACAGACAUGGUCCAUGUUCGCAACUAAAUCAAGAUAAGGCCAAUACUCCAACUCUCACUCAGAUUCUUUCUGAUGAUCAAUCUCGAGUCAACUCAAUUCAUGCCCAACUCACCCUCAACUCGGGCAAAAUUAAUCUCCGACACUCAAAAGCCACUCUCCCAUCACAAUCCGGCAGCGUACUCGGGUCCCCCAACUACAUCGUUACCGUUGGACUGGGGUCCCCAAAGAAAGACUUGUCCCUCAUCUUCGACACUGGUAGUGAUCUCACCUGGACUCAGUGCCAACCAUGUGUAGGGUCCGCCCCCGGCAUCUCACCCGGUUGCUCCACCUCCACCUGCAUUUAUGCCACACAGUACGGCGAUAAGUCAUUCUCCAUCGGGUACUUCGGACAAGAGAAGCUCACCUUAACGUCCAACGACGUGUUUAAUAGCUUCCUAUUCGGUUGUGGCCAAAACAACCGCGGCCUUUUCCGCGGUUCCGCCGGCUUGCUUGGUCUUGGUAGGGGAAAACUAUCCAUUGUAUCACAAACUGCUCAAAAGUAUGGCAAGUACUUCUCCUACUGUCUUCCAUCGUCGUCAAGCUCCACCGGACACUUAACGUUUGGAAAGAAUGGAGUUUCGAGCACCGUGAUAUUCAUACCACUGUCAAUAAACUCACAAGGCACAUCAUUUUACUUCAUUGAUAUUACAGGAAUAAGUGUCGGUGGACGUCAAUUAUCGAUCAGUUCAUCAGUGUUCAAGACCGCUGGAACCAUUAUAGACUCCGGAACAGUCAUAACUCGUCUACCUCCGGCGGCUUACAAAGCCUUGAGAACAACUUUUCGGCGACAGAUGACACAAUACCCAAUGGCACAACCCACUUCGGUACUAGAUACUUGCUAUGACUUGAGCAGUUAUUCAACUGUGACGAUUCCAACGAUAGGCUUCUUCUUCAAUGGCAAUGUAUAUAUUGACAUAGAUGCGUCGGGGAUUCUUGCUGGGUCGAGUGCAUCGCAGUUCUGCUUGGCUUUCGCCGGAAACAGUAAUGCCUCUGAUGUGGGCAUUUUCGGGAAUGUUCAGCAGGGGACGUUGGACGUGGUGUACGAUGUAGCCGGAGGGAAACUAGGGUUUGGCCUAGGUGGGUGUGCUUAA
Molecule: messenger RNA, 2085 nt
Organism: Ilex paraguariensis (yerba mate)
Lineage: Eukaryota; Viridiplantae; Streptophyta; Magnoliopsida; Aquifoliales; Aquifoliaceae
Source: the annotation of a GenBank genome assembly